Molecule: messenger RNA, 3831 nt
Organism: Coturnix japonica (Japanese quail)
Lineage: Eukaryota; Metazoa; Chordata; Aves; Galliformes; Phasianidae
Gene: PPP1R15B
Product: protein phosphatase 1 regulatory subunit 15B
Biological process (GO): response to endoplasmic reticulum stress
Cellular component (GO): protein phosphatase type 1 complex; endoplasmic reticulum
Molecular function (GO): protein phosphatase regulator activity
Source: RefSeq, a predicted model, not a curated record
CGGAUGCGGAUGUAAGCGCCGCUCUCUUUCCCCAGCCGCCAUUUUGUCUCUCCCACCCCGACCCCUCAGGAUGGCGCCCAGACCCCGCGGCCCAACGCUCAUCCCCGCCGCCCCUCAGCGCUGCCGAUAUCGCUGAGGACACUCUUUAUCACCUCUCAUGGAGCCAAACAGCCGCCAGCGGCCCGGCCCAGCCGUGGAUCCGGCUCAGCUUGGCUCGCUGCUCGGCUUCCCCAUAGCUUGGCCUAAGAGGCCCGGCUCGGCCCAACCCUCCGCCUCCCCCUCGGCCUCACCGCAGCCCAACCCGCCGUUCUCGUUGCUGCGGCUUCUCUCUCAGCUCCUUUCCCCUUUGCCUGCAUUGUUACAGCGGUUCCGACCCGGCCCGGCUUUAAGCAACGCCUUGUGCCCCGCUGGGCCUUCAGCUCCACCGCCCUCUAUGCUGCUGCUACACGAGCCGAGCGCUGAGCUGCAAUGGGACGAGGAGAAGAGAGCCUGGAGCCCACAAAGGGGCUGUGGGGAUCGGGGCUGGCUGUGCCUCAUGCUGGGCUCCUCUCCUUCAUUCUGGGAGCCAACAGCCCGACGUGCCGCUCUGCUAACAGCCAUCUACCGCAGCCUCUAAGUGCUGAAGCGUGGGGAGCACCCGGCCGGCUGCAUGAGAUGGAGAUGCUCCGAAGCAAAAGGCUGGAUUUUCUCCACUUGAGGGGCCUGGCAGUGCCCGAGCCGGAUCAUGGCUAUCACAGCCUGGAGGAGGAGCAGCAGCAGCACAGGGGAACUGUUCCAUGUGGGCAGCAUGGAGCCUGGAGGCAACACAGCGAGCUGGAGGGAGCCCGGGGUUUGGUUGAGAAGGGAGAGCUGCAGGAGGAACGUUUUGCUGCAGAGGACGGUGAGGGUUCUGAAACAGAACGAAGCCUGUUUGUGUCAGCUAGGCCUGCCUGUGCUAAUAAGUUAAUAGACUACAUCCUGGGGGGGACCUCCAGUGGGGAGGAGAGUGAGGAUGAUGAGGAUGACUGGGAUGAUGAUGAUGAUGAUGGGUUUGACAGCGAAGGGCUGAUGUCAGAUUCAGAUGACAGCAGCCAGGACGGAGAGAGGUUGCAUCUGUGGAAUUCCUUCUUGGAUCCUUACAACCUUCAGAACUUUACAGCAACCAUACAGACAUCGUCCAGCCAGCCGGGGAAGGGUAUGACCUGCACAGCUAAUGUAGGAGAGGAGGAGGAGGAUGAGGAGGAUUCUUCAUGGGCAGAGUCAUCUUCAGGUUCUCCUCACCCCAGUUCAGAAGAUGAGGACGAAUGGGAUUGUAACAGCGUGGACGAGGCAGAAAGCUUGAAACUUUGGAACUCAUUCUGUACCUCAGAUGAUCCUUAUAACCCUUUAAAUUUCAAGGCGCCCUUUCAAACAGCGGAGAAAAGAGGGAAGGCCGUCUUCAGAGGAACAGAAGGGCUGAGUUUGGUCACUUCUGAGCAUAGUCACUUAACUAUCUGUAGGGUACAGCUGGAAAAACAUAACUGUGGGGUCACAGACUUGGUGCAGCAUGGCAUUCUUUCUGGUGAAAAAUGUAGAAGUGCCAAGAGGAAAAAGGUGACCUUCCUUGAAAAGGUAACAGAGUAUUAUGUCAGCAGUGAGGAGGAUCGUAAAGGACCCUGGGAAGAGCUGGCACGAGAUGGCUGCAGGUUUCAGAAACGCAUCCAAGAAACAGAAGAAGCCAUAGGAUACUGCUUCACCACAGAGCAUAGACAGAGAGUUUUCCAUAGACUCCAAGAAACCAACCACAAGGAGGAGGAUCUCUUCUAGCACCUUAAAACAUGCAGUGGUUGUGUGACCCUGAGCACUCGCAAACACCUUCCAAACAAGAAUUGGCAGCUGUUUUGAAAUGGGGAGAAAACUUUUUCCCCUAGUUUAAUAUUCAGCCAACAAAUACACCUGUGUGUGCGUCCCAUUUUGAUAUCCAGACCAAACCUCCUUGAGGCUGAGGGUGGUAUCAUUGUGUUCCCCUUAAGUAAAGCCUGAGAAACAGACUGCUUUAAGUUCAAUCCAUUCCGAAAAAUGCCUUGUCUGCCAUAUGUUGAGAAGUGGUGGCUGUUAAGUUGGAAUUUUGCACUUUGAAAAAGCAAAGCAUAUUUUGAAGGAAAUAUUUAUGGGGUUCAGAACCUCGUUAUUGCAGUUUUGAUUUAAAGUUUCUGCUGGUUUUGUGGUUCUUUAUGUUUUCUUCUGUUAGCUGGUAAUGUUAACCUUGCUGUGCAAAGCAAGGAGCGUUCUCCUUCCUUCUAAGGUCCCAGCUUUGCGUGUGACUGUUGGAUUGUGUGGCACUUUGAUGUCUUAAUACAUCAGUCUAUGACACUGAGGGAUUCAGGGGAGCUCUGGUGCACUGUACACCCUUUGGGUUGUCUCUAUUUAAGUCAUACCUUUACCCAGUCCUGUUCCAAAGGGUGUUGUCCUUGUGAACCACCUCUUUGCUUUCAGGGCAAUAAAAAGCCUCAUUGUGAUCAAUAACUGAAGCUUCAGUGCAUAGAAAAGCUUGUGGCUGAUGCUCUGAGUUGAUGUAGUUGUGCACAGGGAGCUGCACCAUCAUUCUACAGAUCAUAAAACAACUUCACCGUGAUGGAUUCUGCUUGUUGAAGAUGGAUUGAAGUGAAGUGUUGUUCAUUUUUGCUUUUAUCUGGUCCUUGCAAGGGGAAUUAUCUUCAGCUUCUAGAAAUCUUAACACUAGGCAUGCUGUGUUCUUUACCCAAAGCAGUAUUAAUACCUCUAGGCAUCUUUACCUUUGUUCACCUGGUUUCCAAACAGCAAUUUCAUGUCUGGGAUCUCACCCUUGAGGUCUGCAGUGGAAGGAAGGCCCUUAUUAUUGGUGCUCCUACCUUUAUGUGUUUCACUGCUAUUCAGUCAAAGUAAAACAGGGCAGCUUGGAUGUGCUUAUGGAGCUGAAAGAUGGUGGGUUUCACUUGGCCAGGCCAUGAGAUUGUGCUGUGGAAUAAACACCAAACAUUAAACCUAGUCAGUUUGCACAGCUUUUCUGUGGUUAGGAGUUGGUUUUGCUGUGUUGUUUGCUAACUGCUCUGCUUUUCUGUCUAGGAAAAAGCAUGCAGGCUGAUUGAUGUGUUAGAAUUAAGGCAGCGUGUUGCUGUGUGACCCUCGCAUGGCUGAUAAAUCAAAACGCUGUUGGUAAAAUACACAAUAAUGAUUUUUCCAUGGCAUUCCCACAUCUAUUUGCUCUAGGAGAGCUUGCUGUGCUCCAGCUGCCACACCUGGUUGCUGGCAUGAAGCUCUGGAAUGAUGUGAAUUAACACCUGCUCUGAUCUUUGCUUUCUAGACACUUGGGAAAGGCUGCAGCUGAAAGGAGCAGCGUUGACAAAUGGUCCCUAAACUCCAUUGCCAAACUGCUGCUUCCAACAGCACCUUUUGAUCUCUGAGAUGAUUCAACACCGAGCUCUCAGUCCUAAACCUGGUGGCUCUCAGUGUGAAAUUGCUGCUUGGAAAGUCUUUCAGUCCCAUUUAAGGUGCCCAAUGUGAUAAGUCAUGAAACACUAAAUUAACGAGCAAGCUAAGCUGAUUGGUCACCAUUUUCCCCUAUGCUGGACCUUAAGGGGGUCUUGCAGGACGUGUAUGUGUGUGGUUUGAGGUGUGAAAACCAACGCUUAUUGAACUUUAAAUCAAAACUGUGACGAGCAGAUUUUAUUUUUAUAUUAUUUAGAGGAAGCCAAGAGCCCUUCAGCCAUCGGCUUUAUUACAGAUUUCAGUUGAUUUCUUGUCGAGUUGGUUGGGUUUUUAUAGAUCAAAAGUUCUAUUUCUGUACAUAACGAAACUAAUCUGUAAAUUGUAAUAAAGGUAUUUGCAGGAUAA